Molecule: messenger RNA, 1020 nt
Organism: Lutra lutra (Eurasian river otter)
Lineage: Eukaryota; Metazoa; Chordata; Mammalia; Carnivora; Mustelidae
Gene: FKBP7
Product: FKBP prolyl isomerase 7
Exons: 5
Coding region: 129-704 (191 amino acids)
Molecular function (GO): peptidyl-prolyl cis-trans isomerase activity; calcium ion binding
Source: RefSeq, a predicted model, not a curated record
GCCCCCAGCCCUUUGUGACGUAGAACAAUGCCUGCCACGCGUCGGAACUCAGCUGCGGUGGCAGCGACUGGGCACGACUGACACGCGUGAAGGAACGCCGUGGUCAUCUGAGGCCAACUUCAGGAAUCAUGCCGUUUCUGUUAAGAUUAAUCGUUUUCUUUUAUAUAUGGGGCAUUUUUACCGCUCAGGGACAAAAGGAAGAGGAGAGCACAGAGGAAGUGAAGAUCGAAGUUUUGCAUCGUCCAGAAAACUGUUCUAAGACAAGCAAGAAGGGAGACCUGCUAAAUGCCCAUUACGACGGCUUCUUGGCUGAAGACGGUUCGAAGUUCUACUGCAGCCGGACACAAAAUGAAGGCCACCCCAAAUGGUUUGUUCUUGGUGUUGGGCAAGUCAUAAAAGGGCUAGACAUUGCCAUGAUGGAUAUGUGCCCUGGAGAGAAGCGGAAAGUGAUUAUACCCCCUUCAUUUGCAUACGGAAAGGAAGGCUAUGCAGAAGGCAAGAUUCCACCUGAUGCAACAUUGAUUUUUGAGAUUGAACUUUAUGCUGUGACCAAAGGACCACGAAGCAUUGAAACAUUUAAACAAAUAGACACAGACAACGACAGGCAACUCUCUAAAACUGAGAUGACAAAAUUGAGGUCCAGAGAGAUUAAAUUAUUUGUCCCAAGACCACAUAAUAAAUCACUACCUGCAAAGGGAGUUUAAAAAGGAUGAUAAGCCACGAGACAAGUCAUAUCAGAAUGCAGUUUUAGAAGAUAUUUUUAAGAAGAAUGAUCAUGAUGGUGAUGGCUUCAUUUCUUCCAAGGAAUACAAUGUAUAUCAACAUGAUGAACUGUAGUAUAUUUUUAUUUCUAAAUUUUCUUAGGUACUUACUGUACUUUAUAUAUAAAACAAAGUCACUUCCCUAGAACUUGUCUUUUAUGUUUUCCUCCCACGAGAGUAUAUUUUGAUGCCAUCAAUACACGUAAUUUUGGCAUAAUAAAUGUGUGGUAUUUUGCAAAUUUAACGUUCAGGAAAAGUA